This is a messenger RNA of Drosophila subpulchrella, 3893 nucleotides long. RefSeq names its product structural maintenance of chromosomes protein 1A (gene SMC1). The record is from RefSeq and is a predicted model, not a curated record. The transcript has 11 exons. Gene Ontology annotation, biological process: sister chromatid cohesion. Lineage: Eukaryota; Metazoa; Arthropoda; Insecta; Diptera; Drosophilidae. The coding region runs from base 91 to 3813 and encodes 1240 amino acids. Gene Ontology annotation, cellular component: cohesin complex; nucleus; chromosome. Gene Ontology annotation, molecular function: protein binding; ATP binding; DNA binding.
CCCUAGCGUCUUGUUACUUUCUAGCGAAAAAAAUUUAUUUCGCGCUCUUAUUGUUAUUACUCGUGGAUUUUUGCGCUAUCCAAGGUGCGAAUGGCCGACGAAGACGAUGAGGUGUCCCACAGGAUGGCGGCGGCGCCCGUCCGCAAGCCGGACGACGAGACGGCGUUCCUGGAGUUCAUCGAAAUGGAGAACUUCAAGUCCUACCGCGGCCACAUAGUCGUGGGUCCUCUCAAGCAAUUCAACGCGGUGAUCGGGCCCAACGGAUCAGGGAAGUCCAACUUCAUGGACGCCAUCAGUUUCGUGAUGGGCGAAAAGACCAGCAGUUUGCGAGUGAAGCGCCUGAACGACCUGAUUCACGGCUCCUCCAUAGGCAAGCCCAUUUCCCGCAGCUGCUAUGUGACGGCCAAGUUUGUGCUCAAUGAGGACCGCCACAUGGACUUCCAGCGGGCCGUCAUCGGCGGCUCCUCGGAGUACCGCAUCAACGGAGAGAGCGUUUCGAGCAGCACGUAUCUGAACAAGCUGGAGAAGAUUGGCAUCAAUGUCAAAGCCAAGAACUUUCUGGUCUUCCAGGGAGCUGUGGAGAACAUAGCCAUGAAGACGCCCAAGGAACGCACAGCUUUGUUUGAGGAAAUCAGCGGAUCUGGCCUGCUCAAGGAUGACUACAACCGCCUGAAGCAGGAAAUGAUCGUGGCCGAGGAGGAGACGCAGUUCACAUACCAAAAGAAAAAGGGCAUCGCGGCGGAACGCAAGGAGGCCAAGCACGAAAAGAUGGAAGCCGAUCGCUAUACCCGCCUGCAAAACGAAUAUAACGAGAAACAAGUUGAGUAUCAACUGUUUAGACUCUUCCACGUGGAGCGGGACAUCCGGAAGUUCACAGCCGAUUUGGAGGUAAGGCAGCAGGAUGUGAAGGCUGUCGAGCAGCGAAAAGAGGCCGCCGACGAAAUCCUGCGCGAAAAGAAGAAAGAUGCUGGAAAGAUAACUCGAGACCUGGCCAAAAUCGACCAGGAGAUACGCGAGUUUGAGACCCAGAUGAACAAACGGCGGCCACUGUACAUCAAGGCCAAGGAAAAGGUUACCCACUGCAAGAAGAAGCUCGCUUCGCUGCAAAAGACACUGGAGACGGCCCGCGAGGCGGACAAUGCUCACCAGUCGGACAUCCGGAAACUAGAGAAGCAACUCGCCGAUGUAGAAGCUCUGAAAAAGCGUUUCGAGGACGAGAUCGAGAACGAGUCACAGCGGCGGGGCAAGAGCGUCAACAUGGAGGAGGGCCUCGUGCAGGAGUACGAUCGCCUCAAGCAGGAGGCGGAAGCCACAGCCACCCAGUACCGUUCCGAGCUGGACUCAGUGAACCGCGAACAGAAGUCCGAACAGGACACGCUUGAUGGUGAAACCAAUCGACGCGCCUCUGUAGAGGAAUCCUUCAAGAAGCUCACCUUGCAACGCGAAGAAGCUGUAAAGCGUCGAGACAAACUGAUGGAUCACAUAAAAUCCUCACAGGCAGCUCUUGAAGAGCAGAAUCGGAUAAAGGACGAACUCCGCCGAGAUGUUGGCACCUCUAAGGAGAAGAUUGCCGAAAAGCAACGCGAGCUUGAGGACGUGCGUGACCAACUAGGCGAUGCCAAGAGCGAUAAGCACGAGGAUGCACGGCGAAAAAAGAAGCAGGAGGUGGUAGAGCUGUUUAAAAAGCAGGUUCCAGGCGUGUACGACCGCAUGAUCAAUAUGUGUCAGCCCACCCACAAGCGCUACAACGUGGCCGUGACUAAAGUGCUGGGCAAGUUCAUGGAAGCCAUUAUUGUGGACACCGAAAAGACAGCGCGACAUUGUAUUCAGAUCUUAAAGGAGCAAAUGCUGGAAGUGGAAACCUUCUUGCCCUUGGACUAUCUGCAAGUGAAGCCCUUGAAGGAACGCCUUCGCAACAUCAGCGAUCCGCGCAAUGUGCGCUUGGUCUUCGAUGUGCUCAAGUUCGAGCCGCUGGAGAUCGAACGUGCCGUCCUCUUCGCUACGGGAAAUGCUCUCGUCUGCGAGACUCCAGAGGACGCGAUGAAAGUGGCCUAUGAGAUUGACCGCUCCCGUUUCGAUGCUCUGGCCCUGGACGGAACAUUCUAUCAAAAAUCAGGUCUCAUAUCUGGCGGCAGUCACGAUUUGGCGCGCAAGGCCAAGCGUUGGGACGAGAAGCACAUGGCCCAGCUGAAAAUGCAGAAGGAACGUCUCCAAGAAGAGCUAAAGGAGCUGGUGAAAAAGUCGCGCAAGCAGAGUGAGCUCGCCACUGUGGAAUCGCAGAUCAAAGGUUUGGAGAAUAGGCUUAAAUAUAGCAUGGUCGACUUGGAGUCCUCCAAAAAGUCUAUUGGUCAGUAUGACAACCAGUUAAAGCAGGUGCAAACCCAGCUGGAUGAUUUCGGGCCCAAGAUCAACGAGAUCGAGCGUCGUAUGCAAAACCGCGAGGAGCACAUCCAGGAAAUCAAAGAAAACAUGAACAAUGUGGAGGACAAAGUAUACGCUUCCUUCUGCCGCCGCCUGGGCGUGAAGAACAUCCGUCAGUACGAGGAGCGGGAACUGGUCAUGCAGCAGGAGCGAGCGCGGAAGCGGGCUGAGUUCGAGCAGCAGAUAGAUUCCAUCAACUCGCAGCUGGACUUCGAGAAACAGAAGGACACGAAAAAGAACGUUGAGCGUUGGGAGCGCAGCGUGCAGGACGAGGAAGAUGCCCUGGAGGGACUCAAAACGGCCGAGGCACGCUACCUCAAGGAAAUCGACGAGGACAAGGAGAAAAUGGAAAAGUUCAAGCAGGAUAAGCAGGCGAAGAAGCAAGCCGUGGAUGACAUGGAGGAGGACAUUUCCAAAGCGCGGAAAGAUGUGGCGAACUUGGCCAAGGAGAUCCAUAACGUGGGCAGCCAUUUAUCUUCGGUAGAGUCGAAGAUCGAGGCCAAGAAAAACGAACGACAGAACAUACUGUUGCAAGCGAAAACCGAUUGCAUAGUGGUGCCAUUGUUGCGCGGCUCGCUGGACGAUGCAGUGCGGCAAAGCGAUGCGGAUGUCGCAUCCACUUCUGCAGCAGCAGCAAUGGAAAAUCUCAUCGAGGUCGAUUAUGGAUCGCUACCACGAGAGUACACCAAGCUGAAGGAUGACUCUGGCUUCAAAAAGACCCACGAGUUGCUUCAAAAGGACCUGCAAAGUAAAUUGGACGUCCUGGAGCGCAUACAGACGCCAAACAUGAGGGCCAUGCAGAAGCUGGAUGCCGUAACGGAAAAAGUGCAAUCCACCAACGAGGAGUUCGAGAAUGCGCGUAAAAAGGCUAAGAAGGCCAAGGCGGCAUUCGAGCGGGUCAAAAACGAGCGCUCCUCUCGCUUCGUUGCUUGCUGUCAGCACAUCUCGGAUGCCAUCGAUGGCAUAUACAAGAAACUGGCUCGCAACGAGGCAGCCCAGGCCUACAUUGGACCCGAUAAUCCCGAGGAACCAUAUCUGGAUGGCAUCAACUACAAUUGUGUGGCGCCCGGCAAACGAUUCCAGCCCAUGAACAACUUGAGUGGUGGCGAGAAAACCAUCGCCGCCUUGGCUCUGCUCUUCUCCACCCACAGUUAUCAACCAGCGCCGUUCUUUGUGCUCGACGAGAUUGAUGCCGCCUUGGACAACACGAACAUUGGCAAAGUCGCUUCGUACAUUAGGGAUCACACCACCAAUCUGCAGACCAUCGUCAUCUCCUUAAAGGAAGAGUUCUACGGCCAUGCUGAUGCCCUUGUGGGCAUUACACCUGGGGAAGGAGACUGCCUCGUAUCAAAUGUUUAUAUAAUGGACUUGACAGAGUUCGAGGACACGUAAAUAUCAUAUUUCGGAAUAGUUUUAAGUACUCGUAAAGUAAAGCUCGCAAUUUCCAAUUAAUAAAGCCAGUAAAUGUGUAA